AUGGAUCAUGUCCAGGUGGAUGCGUUCCUUCCCUCUGCCCCGCUCCCUACCAGCUGGCCAGAACAGCGCACCUUAUUGUGGCACGCCAACAACAAUCAGAAGAAACCCAUUGCAUCCAUCAACUCGGACGGAGUGGUUUCCCGUGGCCCGCGUCCCACUGGAAGUCUGGGAAAGCCCUCCAAGCGAAAAACGAAAAAGCCAAAUAACGGUGUCAAACCCAUGUCCAAAAAAGAACGACAACGAACGGCCAAUGGAACCAUCGACAGCAAUACUAGCAGCAAUAAUAGCAAUGUAGACCCAUCGCAGCAAGCCAUCCAAGUGGUCCGUGGAACUCGGGGCAAUAAAACCGUCACCAUUGUCCGGGGAAUGACGGCCACCGCCGUCGAUGACAAGAAAAAGAUUCUAAAAACACUCAAAAGCAAACUGGGUGUGGGUGGGACCCUUGUGGAUGGAGUUUUGGAAGUGCAGGGCCCCCACAUGGACAAGGUGGUGGAGCUACUGCAGGGAAUGGGAUAUGACAAGGCUAGAAAGGUGGGCAAAUGA
Seminavis robusta is the source of this 543-nucleotide messenger RNA. Lineage: Eukaryota; Bacillariophyta; Bacillariophyceae; Naviculales; Naviculaceae. The record is from the annotation of a GenBank genome assembly.